AUGAUCAUGUACGGAGGGGAAAUAGAGAAAGCAGGUGGAUCGGCCAAUCACAUGUCAAAUGGAGGAGGAGUGGUACUGAAGAAAGGGCCAUGGACGGCGGCAGAAGAUGAGAUACUUUCUGUGUACGUUAGAGAGAACGGUGAAGGAAACUGGAACGCCGUUCAGAAAAACACAGGCUUGGUUCGUUGCGGCAAAAGUUGUCGUCUCCGUUGGGCCAAUCACCUUCGACCUAAUCUCAGAAAAGGUUCUUUCACAGGAGACGAAGAACGUCUCAUCAUCCAACUUCAUGCUCAGCUCGGUAACAAAUGGGCUCGCAUGGCCGCUCAGUUACCGGGAAGAACAGAUAAUGAGAUCAAGAACUAUUGGAACACGAGGUUGAAACGCCUUCAACGCCAAGGACUUCCUCUUUAUCCUCCAGAUAUCAUCCCUAACCACCAACUCCAUCCACACCCACAUCAUCAUCAACAAAAUCAUCAUCAUCAGCAACAUCAACAUCAACAAAUGUAUUUUCAACAACAAUCUUCACAACCAAACACACCAUCAUCUUCUCCUCUUCCAUCUCCAACGCCAAUAAACGCAAACCCCUCAUCAUCUUUCACUUUCCACAGCACAAACGCAUCAACCGCUUAUCUCCUCCAUCCUCUAAGCCCUCACACUCCAACCACACCGCAAACUCCUUCUCAACUCUCUUCCACACCACCUCCACCGCCUCUUUCGUCUCCUUUAUCUUCCCCACGAAACAACCAAUAUCCAACUCUUCCUCUUUUCACCUUCCCGAGCUCCCAAAUCAACAACAAUAACAAUAAUACCAAUUUCACUUUCCCUAGGCCCCCACCUCUCCUCCAACCGCCUUCAUCGCUCCUUGCCAAACGCUACAACAAUUCUAAUACUCCUCUCAAUUGCAUCAACCGCGUUUCGACCGCACCAUUUUCACCUGUUUCUAGAGACUCUUACACUUCCUUUCUAACAUUACCUUACUCUUCCCCUACCGCUCAAACUGCUACUUACCAUAACACUAACAACAAUUACUCUUCAUUUUCUUUAAACCCUUCACCUUCUUCUUACCCUACAACAACUUCUUCCCCAAGCUUUCUUCACUCUCAGUACACUCCAAAUUAUUCUUCCACAUCCUUUCACAACAACCCGGUUUACUCCAUGAAACAAGAGUUCCCUUCAAACCAAAUCCCCCAGAUAGGUGUCUUUAACAAUGUCAACAACUUCACAGACAAUGAAAAACAGAACAAUACCAAUCUUCACAGAAGAAGUAUUAGCUGCAGCCUCUUGGAGGAUGUCCUUGUAGAGGCCGAGGCUCUAGCCGGUGGAGACGGAGACCGACCUUCGAAACGGAGACAACUCACUGCUUCUCCUCCUAACCACCACAACAACAAUAACAACGAUAAUGAUAAUUUCUUCUCCGUUAGUUUCGAACAAUAUGAUUCUUCUGAAAACAUAUGUUCCUUACAAGAUUUGAAACCGAAGGAAGAAGAAUCCCUUCAAAUGAACACAAUGCAAGAUGACAUAGCUAAACUUCUUGACUGGGGAAGUGAUAGUGGAGAGAUCUCUAAUGGACAAUCAUCUGUUCUCACUGACGACAAUCUUGUUCUUGAUGUUCAUCAACUGAAUUCACUAUUCCCGGCUGACUCCACGGCCGCUGAAACAAGGACCAAUGAUGAACAGAACAAUAAUGAUAAAAUUAACUGUUCAUGGGACAAUUUGCAUGGAGUCAGCUAG
Messenger RNA from Brassica oleracea var. oleracea, 1731 nucleotides. Its product is annotated as transcription factor MYB26-like. The transcript has 3 exons. The record is from RefSeq and is a predicted model, not a curated record. The coding region runs from base 1 to 1731 and encodes 576 amino acids. NCBI's taxonomy places the organism in Eukaryota, Viridiplantae, Streptophyta, Magnoliopsida, Brassicales, Brassicaceae.